Molecule: messenger RNA, 11964 nt
Organism: Phytomonas sp. Hart1
Lineage: Eukaryota; Euglenozoa; Kinetoplastea; Trypanosomatida; Trypanosomatidae
Source: the annotation of a GenBank genome assembly
AUGCGCUUCACCGGGGACGUCCCGGAGUUCAUGCCGCUCGCCACCUGGGAGCGCGAUUGCGCGAUCUUCCACCGCGUUAGCGAGCUCGCGGUCUUUCGGGAUUACAAGCGCUGGCGGAGCUUUCUCGUCUGGCGAGGGGUCGUCCGACGGCACGCGAUGAAUAGCAGCCGCGUUUUUCUUCAGAAAAACCUCUUCCACGUCCACCCGAAGCUCGCGGCGACGCUGCGGCUGGUCCGGCGGCGUUGUCUGGAGUUCGCGUCGGUCCACGAUUUUUACGUCUCCCCCCGUGAGACCCUCACGCUGGAUGCGUAUUGCCGGACGUUGAUGGAGCACCUCGGCGCUCAGCGCGAGCGAUUGGAGGGGAUGGUGAUGGGGCUGCGCGAUCAGGUCGAUCAGGCCUGCAAGGCCGCCAUGUUCGCCGCGCAGAUGGAGCGCGAGCAGGUGAACACGCGCUAUACCGAGGAGGACCGGCGAAAGCGAAAGCUUCUCGACAUCCGCGAGCUUGGGAUUCAGCAAAAGCCGUCCUACGUCGAGCUUACUCAGCGAAAGGCGACCUGCCGGCGGCUCACCGCCUUCAUUAAACUUUGCGAUUAUCUCAUCAUUUCCUGCCUGACGAGCCUCGCGAUUAAGGCGGUGGUGAACCUCGUCGCGGAUAUUGUGUACCCGCGCUCGGAGUCGACCGGGCCCUCGAGCGGCGUCGCCACCCGACAUGGAUCCACCACCUCAUGCGCGAUCUCGCACGCCUCCACCCACCACGCGCGCGAGCGGCGAUCGGAUUCCAACUCCAACAGCCUCUUUGGCGGGCCUCUUUUCAGCGUCGAGGUCUUCUAUAAUGAAAAGGAGCAAUGUAUAAAUAUUAGCCCCUCACAGGUGCGCUUGACGGAGGCGGUGGAUGAUAUUAUCUCGGAGUACGUGCACACCGCGCGGGGGGUCCCGCGGCUGGAGUUCAUGGACGUGUUUAAAGUCUACACCUCCAAUGUGGACGAGCGGACGAGCUUGGAGGGCCCUGGGGUUGGGCCCGAUGUCGCCGAAAUGAUCUUGGCCGAGGAGGAAUACAAGAAAAGCAUCCAAUUGAUGAAUAGCAGUUUUCUGUAUUGCUUUAACAAGGUUAACCAAUACGUGCGGGGGUUCAACGUGUACCGGGAUAUGUAUGUCAGCAACGCAAAGUUGGAUAUGGACGCGGUGCUCGAGCAGCAGGAGACCAUUCACUUUUUCCGCGAUCAUCUCACGCUUUUUAAGAAUCAGAUGGAGAUGAUUUCGAGCAAAAUCCCAAACAGCAAAGACGUCACCCAUUUUCGCGUUCAUUCCGAUAGCCUUCGGGAGUUUUUCGCGCCGAGCCCGGCGGCCUGCCUCGAGGCCUUUCAUCAAACCAUGCCGAUUAUUAUGCAUCGCUACAACGAGGUCCUAUUAUCAGGAUUGCAAAAGCGGAAUGCCUACUUGAGCGCCUUCCCGAAAACCGUCGAGCACUACGUUGAGUACCUCGAUUAUUAUCACAGCCUGGAGUCCGAUCUUGAUUCGAUUGGCAAUUCCUUCGAUUUUAUUCGCGAGUUGAUUAAUCUAUUGCAGGAGGAGUCCAUUGGGAUUCCCGAGCAGGAUCAGGAGAUCUUCCGCAGCGGAACGCGACCGCAAUUCGACAAACUGCGGACCCUCGUCCAGGUGAUUGAGGACGGCAAGGAAUCCCAACAACGGCUCUUCGCGCGGAAUAUCGACGAGCAGAUGGACCAACUUCGUCGGCAAAUCGAGGAGGUCUACGAUAAGGCCGGGCAGCCGAUUGUGAACUCCGACGAGGAGGAGGUGGAGGUGGUGAUUCGGUAUAUUGAGGAGCUCCAACAAGAGGCCCAGCGGAUCGCGGAGCGGGAGAAGGAGCUCCGGCGCUUUCAAUCCGCGAUUGGGGUGGAGGAGACGACGGUGGAUACAAUGCAGGAUAUGCUCAACGACGUGAAUAUGAAGGCCAGACUGUGGACCGGGAUUGCGGAUUGGGAGGUCUUCACCGAGGAGGUUCUCGUGCAGCCUUUCGCUGAGGUCGACCUCGAGGGUAUCCAGGAUAAGGUCCAGAAGUACACAAUGCUGGUAAAGCAAGUGACGACCAAGCUGAGCAAUAACGCCGCCGUCCCGAAACUUAAAGCCAAAGUCGAAGAAUGGCGCCAGCUUCUUCCGAUUUUGCAGGUCUUUACGAACCCCAAGAUGAAGGCCGAGCACCACUUGAAGGUUUCGAAUAUCGUAGGCCCCGUGGAGGAUAGUGCCACCGGCACCGUCAAGACGCUCUCGGAGUAUAAUCGGCAGUUCACGAUUCAAAUGCUCUUGGAGAACAACGUUCUGGCGUACAAAGCCGACAUCCUCGCCACCAGCGCGACCGCCAUCGAGGAGGACAAACUUCAGCAGCAGAUCGACAAAGUCAACACGAUGUGGAAUGACGGCGGGCCGAAACCGCCGAUGGAGUUCGAAUUCCACCACCACAAGGACCAAAAAGACGUUUUCACGCUCGUCAGCGCCUCCGUCGAGGAUGUUUCCGCCCUGCUGGACGAUUCCUUGAUUGUGAUCUCCACGAUCGGAUCGAGCCGCUGCUGCCAUGGCAUUCUCCGCACGCAAGUCGAUCGUUGGGAGGCGCGAUUGAAGUAUAUGCAGGCGACGCUCGAUAAAUGGGUCGAGUUUCAGCGAAAUUGGGUCUACCUGGAGAACAUCUUCUCCUCCUCGGAGAUCCGAAGCCAGUGGAAGGACGACGCCAAGCGAUUCGAAAAGGCGGAUCACUUUUUUAAGGAUUUGAUGCGAAAGGCACACGAUUUGCCCACCGCGUACCGCGGGCUUUUGAUCAACCCGCCCUCGUUCGAUCCGGGGGAUCCGGCGCCGACGAGUCGGAUUCUUCAGCAUGAGUUGGAGGUCAACAUCACCGAGCUCGAGCGGGUGUUGUCCAGUUUGGAGCGAAAAUUAGAGGAAAAGCGCCGCGCCUUCCCACGGCUGUACUUUCUCAGCAAUGAUGAUCUUCUGGACGUGCUCGCCAAGGUGCGGACCCCGGAGUUGGUGAUGCCGCACAUGCUCAAGAUCUUUGACGGGAUCAAAACGCUCGUUUUCGGCGAAAGCAGCACCAUCACCCAUUUGGUCUCCAUGGAGGAGGAGAAAGUGGAGCUGACGAAUCAAAGCAUCAAGGCCCGCGGCCCGGUCGAGAGCUGGAUGGAUAUGCUCGAGCAUGAAAUGUUUUCGACUUUACGACGCCACGCCCAGGCCUGUUUGGAGGAUUUCGAGUCCUCGGGGGAUCGCCAUGCGUGGAUGUUUCGCCACCCCGUCCAGCUCGUGUUGAUUAUGGAGCAGCUGCUUUGGACUCGCAGCGUGGAGGAGGCCCUGGACAAAGGGAACACCCCGGAGCAGAUGGAAAAGCUCAAAUUGCAGAAUUAUCGCGCCCUGGAGGAGCUCGCCGAGCUAACCACCUCGCCGAUUUCCAAACUCCAGCGCAUUUUACUCUCGACGAUGAUUACGAUCGACGUUCAUGGGCGCGAUUUGGUCGAUGAUAUGUGUUUUAAUCAGGUCCACGACUCAUCGGAGUUCGGCUGGACGAAGCAGCUGCGGGUGUAUUGGGAGCCCGACGAGGACGGCCGCGGGAAUAUUUUUAUCCGCCAAAACAAUUCGCGCUUUGUCUACGGCUAUGAAUAUCUCGGGGCGCAGGGUCGUUUGGUGAUUACCCCUCUCACCGAUCGUAUUUAUAUGACCAUUACGGGGGCUCUAAAGCUCUACCUCGGGACCUCCCCGCAGGGUCCCGCGGGGACGGGCAAGACCGAAACGGUUAAGGAUCUUUCCAAAAACCUCGCGCGGCAGUGUAUUGUCUAUAACUGCUCCGAUGGCGUGACCUACAAGAUGAUGGAGAAAUUCUUCUCGGGCCUGAUCCAGACCGGCGCGUGGGCCUGCUUGGAUGAGUUUAAUCGGAUCAACAUUGAGGUGCUGUCAGUGAUUGCCUCGCAGCUACUGGAGAUCAAACUCGCGAUUCAGAACGGGCAGGAGAGUUUUACCUUCCAAGGGACCCCGAAUAUUCGCGUUCGGGCGACCUAUGGCGCCUUCGCCACGAUGAAUCCCGGCUACGCCGGGCGAACGGAGCUGCCGGAUAAUCUCAAAAUCCUUUUUCGCCCGGUCGCCGUCAUGACGCCCGAUUUUCGCAUGAUUGCGGAGGUGAUUUUGUACUCCGAAGGCUUCAAGGACGCCAAGGACCUCUCGCUGAAGAUCACGCAGCUCUACAAACUCAGCUCGGAGAAGUUGUCGAUGCAGGAUCAUUACGACUUCGGCAUGCGCGCGAUUAAGUCGAUUUUGGUGAUGGCGGGUGAUCUUAAGCGCUCGCAGCCGGAGGUCCCGGAGGACUGGACUCUCAUCGUCGCCUGCAAUGACUCCAACGUCCCAAAGUUCGUCGCGGAGGAUCUGCCGUUGUUUAAAGGGAUCAUGCAAGACCUCUUCCCCGGCGUUUCCUUCCCUGAGCGGGAAUACCACGAGCUCCUGCCCGCCAUGCGCGCGGCGAUGGAGGGGAAAAAGCUGCUCGAUGCCGGGGCCUGGCUGGGGAAGGCGAUUCAAUUCUACGAGACCCUUAUUGUUCGCCAUGGGGUGAUGUUGGUCGGAGGGACGGGGACGGGAAAGACCGCGAUUUGUCAAUCCCUCGCAGAGGCGCUGACCAAAAUGGGGGAGGCGGAAAGCACCAAUCCCAUGGCGCGCCCGGUCCACCAAUUCGUGAUCAACCCCAAGGCGAUUCAACUUCACGAGUUGUACGGCCAACUCGACGUCAACACCAACGAGUGGAUGGACGGCGUGCUCGCGACGAUCAUGAAGGAAUGCGUGCGAGACUCCGAAGGGAAUAAAGACCACCGGUGGAUUAUUUUGGAUGGCCCGGUCGACACGCUCUGGAUUGAGUCCCUCAACUCGGUCUUGGACGACUCGAAGCUGCUUUGUUUGGAUAACGGCGAGCGGGUGAAAUUGCCGGAUACCAUUCACAUGCUUUUCGAGGUGGAUAAUCUCGCCGUGGCGUCCCCGGCGACCGUCUCGCGGUGUGGAAUGGUUUACAUCAACGCCGGGGAUUUACCCUGGAAUGCGGUAGUCCAUCAGUGGAGCGAAACGGCGCUCGUGGCGGCCGGGGUUGGCCCGCUCUGCCGGAAGUACAUUCUUUCCCUCUUCGACACCUUUGUGGAUCGGGGGCUAAAAUGGCUUCAGGAGCGGGCCGUACUCAUCAGCGCGUGCGAGAUCAAUAUCGUGCAGUCGAUGUGUGAUCUUUUCACCGCGAUGAUGAAGGCCCAUGGGGUGGUGUUGGCGCCGGAUCCGGAGAACUGGUCGACGCUCGAGCCCGAUGAUGAGAUCUUUCACGUUCGCAACGAGACUUGCCAUCUGCUUUUUGCCUUUUCCUAUGUCUGGUCGGUUGCCGGGAAUGUCGACCAAGAUGCGAUGGAUCACUUCGACAACGUCGUGCGUGGGUGGUUCGAGAAGCUUGUGCAUUUCCCCAACCAUGGCAGCGUUUUCGACCUGACGAUCGACUUUGCGGGGCGGAUGUUUCUGCCGUGGGCGAGCACGAUGCCGGACUACGUGUACGACCCCACCACCCCCUUUUUCAACAUCCUCGUCCCGACGGUGGACACGGUGCGCUACGGCGCCCUCACCGCGAUGCUCCUCGACGCCGGCAAGCCGCUUCUCCUGAGCGGCCACUCCGGCGUCGGCAAGACGGUGAUUUUGACGAGCUGCCUGGAGGCGCAGAAGGAGGCUUUGCAGCUGUCGUUGGUGGUCUUCCAGUUCAGCGCGCGGACCUCCGCCGCGCGGACGCAGGAGAUGCUCGAGAGCAAACUCAAGGCGAAGCGCAAGCACCUUCUGGUCCCCCCCCCGGGGCGCCGUGUGGCGCUUUUUAUCGACGACCUCAACAUGCCCGCCCCGGAGGGCUUCGGCGCCUCGCCGCCGAUCGAGCUGCUCCGCCAGUUGAUGGGCCGGGGGGGGCUCUACGACCGCCGCGCCGCCGGCCUGUGGAAGGACGUGCGGGGGGUGACCGUCGUGGCGGCCUGUGGGCCCCCGGAGGGCGGGCGCCACCCCCUCACCCCCCGGCUCGCCCGGCUUUUUCAUCUUUUGCGGGUGCCGGACCUGUCCGAGGUCGCGAUGCGGCGGAUCUUCGGGGCCGUCCUCGGGGGCUUCCUCGACGCGCGGGGCUUCGCGAAGGAGGUGCGGCACCUCGCCCGGGGGCUUGUGCAGACCAGCGUGGAGGUUUUUAACGGGCUGCGGGGCGGCCUCCGGCCCCGCCCGGCGACCCCCCACUACACCUUCAAUUUGCGCGACCUCGCGAAGGUUUUUCAGGGGAUGAUGCAGGUCGCCCCGCGGGCCUGCAAGGACGCCAAGACCGCCGUCCGGCUGUGGGUGCACGAGUGCCGGCGCUGCUUCUCCGACCGCCUCGCGACCGCCGAGGAUCGGCGGUUUUUCUGGGAGGACCUCAUGAGUGACGCGAUCGCCCAUUUGAUCCCCGGAUCGAACUUGCUGGAGGAAAUCGUGGCCAAUCCACCGAUGGUUUGGGCAGAUUUUAUGCGAUUCGGCUCCGCCGAGCGCGUUUACGAGGAGGUCGCCGAUUUUAAGCGUCUCCCGCACGUUUUGGGAGACUACCAAGAGGAGUACAAUUCCAUUCUCAAUUUGGUCGAUGCCAAGGGCCGGGACGCCAGCAAUACCGACGUCCCGGCAUCCCAGCUCAAUCUCGUCUUCUUCAAAGAUCAUUGCGAGCACUUGGCGCGGCUGAUUCGCAUUCUUCGACAGCCACGUGGGCACGCGCUCGUGGUGGGGGUGGGGGGGUCGGGCAAGCGCUCCCUUUCCCGCCUCGCGGCUUACGUGGCCGACUGCCGCGUCUUCGAGGUCGCAGUCGGGAAGGGCUUUUCCAUCGCCGACUUCCACGAGUUUUUGUUGGAAGUCUACACCUACGCCGGCGUCAAAUGCCGACCUUGCGUGAUUUUGUUAUCCGACAACCAAUUAGUGCACGAUGUGAUGCUUGAGGAUAUCAGCAACAUCCUCAACUCCGGUGAGGUCCCAUCCCUCUUCAGCACCGAAGAACGGGAGAAGAAAAUUAAUUCGUGCCUCGAAGAGGCCCGAAAGGUCGGUAUUUCAAACCGAGAGGACGUCUACAACUUCUUCAUCUCCCGAGUUCGGGAUAAUCUUCACGUGGCGCUUUGUAUGAGCCCGGUCGGGGACGCCUUCCGGGCCCACUGCCGCCAGUUCCCGUCCUUGACAAACUGCUGCUCAAUUGAUUGGCUGGACGAAUGGCCGACCGAAGCCCUAAACGGGGUCUCGGAGAAUUUGCUCAAAGAUCUCGACGGAUUAAUGCCGGCGGAUUUCUUCGCCAAACUCCCGGUGAUGUGCGUGGAUGUCCACGCGUGUGUGGUGGAGCAGGCGAACACAUAUUGGGAGGAGGUGCGGCGCCGCUACUACGUCACGCCGACAUCCUACCUGGAGUUUAUUGAGAUGUACAAGGUGAUGUUUCUGGAGCAGCGCAAGACGAUUCAGGAGCAGCUCGAUCGCAUCAAAAACGGGAAGCUGAAGAUGAACGAGACGGACGAGAUGAUCAGCAAAAUGCGGAAUGAGAUCGAGGUCAAGCGGCCGUUGUUGGAGCAGGCCUCGAAGGAAACCCAAACCGUGGUGGCCGAUCUUAAGGUCCGCCAAACCAAGGUGGGCGAGAUGCAGGUCCAGGUCCGGGCCCAGCAAGCCAGCGCGGCCGAACAGCAAAGCGAAGCCUCGCGUAUUGCCUCCGAGGCGAAUAGUCGUCUGGCAGAGGCAAAACCGAUUAUUACGCGUGCAAAGGCAGCCCUCGAUACGAUUCAGGCCAGCGAUUUAAAUGAGCUGCGCUCGUUUGCCAACCCACCGUCGGCGGUCCUCAAAACCGCCCAGGCGUGUAUGAGCAUGUUUGAGUUCAAGGACUUUAGCAAUUCGUGGUCGGGUGGGAUGGACUGGAAGGGGGCUCGUGAGUUUUUAUCUUAUCGUCCUUUGCUGGAUAUGAUUCGAAACUACCCCACCGAAAACGUCAAGCCAGCCAUCCUCCAGAAGAUCCAAAAAUACAUCAACGACGACGAGUUCACGGUGGAGAUUUGUUCCCAAAGGGGGUCGCAGACGUGUGGGAGCCUCUGCGCGUGGGUGCACGCGGUCAACGAGUACUCUAAAAUUGUUAAGGAGGUGGCGCCGAUGCGCCAGGCCGCCGCGGAGGCCGAACAACACCUGGCGGAAACGACAUCCAAACUCCAAUCCACCCAACAGCUCCUGCGUGAUGUUGAGAGGGAGCUUGCAGAGCUCGAGGAGAACUACCAACAAAGCCUGAAGCGAAAGAACGACUUGGAGACGGGCUUGCGGGUGUGUAUUCGGCGACUUGAAAACGCGGAGAUGCUGUCGAAUUCGCUGAAGAGUGAGGGCGCUCGAUGGUCUGAGAAUAUCACGCAAUUCAGCGUAAAGUUGAAUGAAUUACCUCUGCAGAGCUUCAUCGCCAGCGCCUGCGCGGCCUACUUUGGCUCUUUCACCCCAGCCUUCCGCAAGAGACUACUCAAGGCGUGGUUUGAACGGCUCCAGGAGUGCAAUUUGGACCUCAACCCCAGCACUUCUUUAAUUCAGACCCUCGGCGACCCUGUCGACAUCCUCAGCUGGAGGGUCAAUGGGCUGCCGAUGGACGAUACGUCAGCUGAAAAUGCCAUCAUCGCGAUGCUUUCGCACGCGCCUCAUCGGUGGCCGCUGUUUAUUGAUCCACAGGAGCAGGGCAUCAAGUGGCUUACGCACCAGUUUAGCUACCAGCAAUCAACCAUUGUCAACCGUCAGAGCAGUUUUUCGCGCGAUUCCAAACAUGGUCAUAUGUCGAUGUUAAAGAUAAUUCGUAUGACCGAUCCGACGUGGAUGCGAACCCUCGAGAUGCAGAUUCGCCUUGGUGGCGUUGUGAUUAUCGAUAAUGUUGGCGAAACACUAGACCUCGCGCUCGAUAAUCUGAUUGCGCGCCGUGUCAUCAUGCGAGAGGGUGGGAUGCCGCAAAUUCAGCUCACAACGCAGUCUGGCCCUAUCGACUUUCAUCCAAACUUUAGGCUUUUCAUGUGUACAAAGUUGGCUAAUCCACACUACCUGCCGGAUAUCAGUACACGGGUCGCGUUGAUUAACUUCACGGUCACGCGAGAGGGGCUCGAGGAGCAGCUUCUCGGUGAGGUUGUCUCCAUUGAGAAACGUGAGCUUGAACGGGAGAAGAAUCGGAUGAUCGAGAAUAUUUCGCAAGGAGAGCGAAAGCUUCAGGCGAUUGAAAAAACCAUCCUUGAGCGGUUGAAUUCGACAAAAGGUAACAUUCUGGACGACUCAGAGCUGAUCGCUGAACUGAAAGCCGCCCAAUCGAAUGCCGAGGUUGUCAGCGCUCAACAAAUUGAAGCAAACCAUAAAAUGGAAAUCAUAUCCGUUUCCCGUGAGAAGUACCGCAGCGUGGCGGUGCGCGCGUCGGUCCUAUUCUUUGUGAUCGCUGAUAUUGCCAGUAUAGACCCCAUGUAUCAGUACUCUUUACAAUUUUUUGUGAACUUAGCGCGUCAUGAGAUCGAAAAUACCGAUAAGCCACAGAACUACCAGGAGGAAAGCGAUGACAUGCUUCAGGGCCAUCUUAUAAAUGUGAUUGAGCGAUUGACGGAAACCACUUAUAAUCAGGUCUGUCGUGGUCUGUUCAACCGGGACAAAAUUAUUCUCUCGGUACUCAUCGUCACGUCGAUUGCGCGCCAGAAGGGCGAUAUCACGGAAGCCGAAUGGCAGUACUUUGUGCGCUCUACGGCGCUAAUCCCAUCCAACUUGCCCACUCUGCCUUCCGAACUGAAGUGGAUGACCCGACAGCAGUGGGAACUCAUCCAGGCCCUCAGCCUCAGCGUCCCUGCUUACAAGGAGCUGUGCGAAAGCCUUUCGCACGAUCCGACGGAGUGGAAGAAUUAUGCAAUGCACGAUGAGAUACAAACCGCGGUCGUGCCGUGUGGGUGGGUGGAUCGUCUGACGGCUUUCCAAAGGAUCCUUCUCGUGCGAACUUUCCGAGAGGAAAAGCUUUACCUUGCGCUUUACAACUACAUUAGCACGUCCAUGGGCGCGUCGUAUGUGGAGACGCCGCCGUUUGACUUGGCGACGGUUCUGCAGGAUAGCACCCCGGCGACGCCGAUAAUAUUUGUCUUAUCUCAAGGCGCGGAUCCUAUGGGUGCGCUGCAGGCCUGCGUGAAGUCUGAAGGGCGGGAGCUGCAGUACAUCUCCCUCGGCCAAGGCCAGAGUGAGAACGCCAAGAAGCUUAUCGCAAACUGCCGAACGAAUGGAUCCUGGGCACUCCUUCAGAACUGUCAUUUAUCCAAGAGUUUUAUGCCCGAACUGGAGAGCGAGGUUGCAAAACUUCAGGGUGGACUAUCCGACACCCACCCUGACUUCCGCCUCUGGCUCACCUCCAUGCCAACGGACUUUUUCCCCGUGUUUGUGCUUCAGAGUAGCAUUAAACUCACUAAUGAACCACCAACAGGGCUACGUGCAAAUAUGAUUCGCGCCGUUGGGAAUCUUACACCCAAAGACUACGCCCCUUUUAAUGAUCAGGAGAAGAUCAGUGGCUACUUCAAAAAUGAGGCACUCAAGAAGCUUUUGUAUGGACUUUGCUUUUUGCACUCCUUUGUCCUGGAGCGCCGGAAGUUUGGUCCACUAGGAUGGAACGUCGUGUACGAAUGGAACGAAACCGACCUUGACGUCUCCAAGCAGUGGCUACGGCUCUUCUUCGAAGAGCAGAAUGUGAUCCCGUGGGAUCCGAUAGAGUACAUCAUCGGCGAGAUCAACUAUGGUGGCCGGGUCACCGACCCCCAAGACCGCGGCCUGCUGCAGACGAUUCUGCGGCGAUGUAUCGGUCCUGGCCUGCUCCGGGACGAUUACGCCUUUAGCGAGAGCGCCAAGUACGUCGCGCCGAAGGCGGGCAGCACCUUCGAGGACCUCAAAGCCCAUAUUCAGCAUCUGCCCCUCGUGGACGAGCCCGAGGCCUUUGGCCUGCACGAGAACGCCAGUCUGCGGCACCAACUCCAGACCUCGCAGUACCUCCUGCAGACCAUCGUGUCCAUCCAGCCCCGACAGGUCGGGGGAGGCGGAGGGGCGGCCGGGGACGGCCUGGCGAGCCCCGAGGAGGAGGUUCGGCAUAAGUGCCAGGAGCUCGCGGCGGGGCUGCCGAAGAACCUUCUGCGGGAGGAGGCCGGCCCCACCACCUUCGUCACCCUCGAGGACGGGCUGCCGAAUUCCAUGUCUACCGUCUUGGCCCACGAGGUCGGGAUGUACAACAGGCUCCUUGACCGCAUGCGGCAGACGCUGUCCGACAUGGAGAAGGCCCUGAACGGGCUUACGGUGCUCUCGGUCGAUCUGGACGCGAUGUACACGUCGCUCCUGAACGAUCAGGUGCCCCAGCUCUGGAGCGCGAUUGCCUACUCCUCACUGAAGCCUUUGGGGGCAUGGUAUCGCGACUUUUUACAGAGGAUUAAUUUCAUCCGAACGUGGGUCCGCCGGGGAGAGCCCAAGGCGUUUUGGAUCGGUGGAUUUUUUAACUCGAGCGCUUUCAUAACUGGAAUUAGUCAGGCUUUUGCGCGUGCCGAGAAGGUUUCCGUUGAUAAGCUCGGAUUCCGGUUUAAUGUUGUUAACAUCGAUGUGGACCAGAUGGAGGAGGGACCUCAGCGAGGAUGCUACGUCUAUGGUCUUUAUGCUGAUGCGUGGCGGUGGAAUUGUGUGGAUGAGGUGAUGUCAGACUCCCUGCCUGGAGAACUGUACGAUACUCUCCCUGUUAUUCACUUCCUUCCCGAACCAUAUCACAACAAACCUGAUGAUUACCAUGCAGUCUCCUUGUAUCGUACUACAGUACGGGCAGGAGUAAUGUCGUCUCUUGGAGCUAGUUCCAAUUAUGUGUUGUCAAUAGAAUUUCCUUCAAAUAAGUCUUCUGACUACUGGCUUCUAAAGGGCGCUGCAUGUGUGUGCGCGCUUAACAAUUAA